UUGCGAGAAAUGGCAAAAAAUGAUACUUCCACCAGUCGCAUACUACAAUGUGGUGGUAUCCAAGCUCUGGAAAGUGUCCUUUCCAAGGGGACGUCAAGAGAAAAGUGUGCCGCUGCUCUAGCUCUCCUCUCCCUCGCCCUCCACGAGUCGACUGCAGCUAUGGCACGGGCUCAAAUCCGCUCCGCCCUACUCGACGAUAUCAACAUGCAGUUGAGCACUUUGCAAAGCCAAAUGCCCGUGUCCAUCAGUGCUGAAGGACGGCGGGGCGCGGUCGAGGAUAUGGUGGAAGAUUACAGAAGCUUCAAAAGCUGGAUCUUAGAGAGGGGAACUUUACUGCCCGAGGUGAAGGCUAUCUCUCCGGUAGAUAGGAGGAUUAAAACGGCACUUUGGAUGCAAAGUGUCUUCCGACGACUCCAAUGGGAGAUUCAUGUAGAUGACGAAUUGCACGGACGACCGGAGGUUAGCAAAGCGGAUGAGAAGGAGCGAUUGCAUGUAAUGCUGAGCUAUAGCUACAUGCAGAAGAAUAUUGCACACAAAAUUGCACGUACAAUAAGCCAGUCUGGAUACCGAAUUUGGCUUGACACACAGCAUAUGCCCACUGAAAAUGACAUAAUGGACGCGAUGGCAAUUGCUGUGGAACGAGCGUUUGCCGUGUGUGUUCUUUAUUCAGAAGCCUACAAACGCUGCCCGAACACAAGAUUGGAGGCUCAGUAUGCACAGAAGUUGGAUAAGCCGAUGAUCUUUUGUCGAGUGGAGCAGGGCUACCAACCAGGCGGGUGGCUAGGUGUGCUAACAGCCAGACAGCCGUACAUAGACUUCGCUGGAAAGUUUGCCUUUGAAGAUGCCUCUGGUGAACUUCUGCAACGUCUUGCCAACAUCAAAAUGUCUGUCAGAGGAGAGAAGGCUGAGAUAAAAUCGAAAGCAAUGACGACCCAUCAAACCAACGAAAUCAGUCUUUGGGAUAUGGAAAAAGUCAACGAGUGGUUUAUGGACCAAGGUCUUCCCAUGGUUUAUAGGGAGAAUAUAAGCGGGAAGGAUCUCCUUUUUCUCAAGAAAAUGCAAUCCUCAGCACCCGAAUCAUUUUUCCGUUUCCUCUCGGAGACGUGGAAAAUUGCCUCGGUUCCAGUCAUGCGAUCAUUCGCUGAGGCACUUGAAAAACUCUGA
Messenger RNA from Hydatigera taeniaeformis, 1164 nucleotides. Lineage: Eukaryota; Metazoa; Platyhelminthes; Cestoda; Cyclophyllidea; Taeniidae. The record is from the annotation of a GenBank genome assembly.